Messenger RNA from Ziziphus jujuba (common jujube), 864 nucleotides. Its product is annotated as molybdopterin synthase sulfur carrier subunit. The record is from RefSeq and is a predicted model, not a curated record. The transcript has 2 exons. Gene Ontology annotation, biological process: Mo-molybdopterin cofactor biosynthetic process. Lineage: Eukaryota; Viridiplantae; Streptophyta; Magnoliopsida; Rosales; Rhamnaceae. Gene Ontology annotation, cellular component: cytosol. Bases 332 to 643 code for a protein of 103 amino acids.
AGAAGAAUAAUAAAAUCCAAAAGAAAGAAAAUACAAUAUUCUUUUAAAAGCAAAAAGGAAAAAAUAUGUCAAAAAACAUAAAAAUAAAAUCGAUGACUUUUCACUUGUUUGAGAAGACACGUAAUACAGGCCAAUAGAAUAAUAGGAAAGAAAAUCCGCUUUCCAUUCCGAAGAUUAGUUUUUUCACGGCCUGCGACUCCAGUGUCCAGAAACCACCGAGUUUGUCAACGUUCACUACCUCCCGUUGCCUGCCAUCGUGUUUUCCGGGAACGUAAUACACAUCUGAUAUGAUUUUUCACUUCUAUCAAUCCAUUGAACAGGGUAUUCUACAAUGGAUUCCGUGGAAGGAGAAACUAGAACAGGUGGGGACUCGGCCAAGGGGAGUGAAGGUUCAUAUGUUAAGAUAAAGGUCUUGUUCUUUGCUAGAGCUCGAGAUAUUACAGGCCUUACUGAUAUGCCAUUGGAGGUUUCAUCUGGUAGUACUACUCAUGAUUGUUUGAGUAAGCUCAUAGCCACAUUUCCAAGCUUGGAAGAGGUACGCAAUUGCAUAGUUCUUGCUCUUAAUGAGGAAUAUACAACCGAAUCAGCGACUGUUAAAGAUAGAGACGAAUUGGCUAUCAUACCUCCAAUAAGUGGUGGCUAAGUAUACCUCACUGAUUUCACUUUCAAGGAUAUCAAUGUUGGAAGCUUGGAUUUCAUACGAUGCUGUAAUUUUUAUCUUUCGGUUUUGUUAAGCAUAUGGUUAAAAAGUUUCUUGUACUCCCUGCAGAUUAUGUGCUUUGUAUACAGAACAAUAAAAAUAAAAAGCUAUAAAUGUCAGAGGAGAUGAGAGGGAACCUCAGAACCUUCUUUGCUUUUCCGUUC